AAGACAAAAAGAAAAAUGUUAGUUGGUUCAUACUUCAUAGCUCGUAACGACUUUCCAAUCGAAGGAAGUUUCAGCAAUGGCGGAUGCGUACUUCUCUCUCUUCACCCUCAUCGUUCUCAUCCCCUUAGCCCUCAUCGCCUUCCUCUACUUCCUCGUGCGCCCUCGCCCCGUCAAGAUCCCGAUCAAGAAUCGCCACGUCUUCAUCACCGGUGGAUCCAGCGGCAUCGGCCUCGCCCUCGCUCACCACGCCGCCGCCCAGGGCGCCCGCGUCUCCAUCCUCGCCCGCUCCCGCAACAAGCUCGAGGAAGCGCGCAAUGCCGUCCGCCUGGAGAAGCAGGAAUUGAGUGAGGUCAAGUUCACGCUGGACGUUAACCUCAUGGGAAGCUUCAACCUCAUCAAGGCGGCGUUGCCGGCCAUGAGGACCAGGAAGGACCCGCAGCAACCGGUUUCCAUCGCUCUUGUCUCUUCGCAGGCCGGUCAGGUGGGAAUUUAUGGUUAUGCAGCUUAUUCUGCCAGUAAAUUUGGCCUCCGUGGUUUAGCAGAAGCAUUGCAACAAGAAGUUAUAGCAGAUAACAUUCAUGUCUCUCUGAUCUUCCCUCCGGACACGGAUACUCCCGGAUUCGCUGAAGAAAACAAGAGAAAACCAGAGCUCACCAAAAUCAUUGCAUCCUCUUCUGGUGCAAUGAAACCUGAGGAGGUUGCUCAGAAAACUUUUGAUGGCAUAAAAUCUGGGAGCUUCAUCAUUCCUUGCAAUUUGGAGGGAAUUGCACUGUCAUUAGCAACUGCAGGUUUAUCCCCUCAAAGGUCAUUCUUAAUGGCCACAGUUGAGGUUCUUGCGGCUGGAAUACUGCGUAUCGCAGGACUAUGUUUCCAGUGGACUUGGUACACAAGUAUAGAGAAGUGGCACAACCAAAGAAAAGGUUCACCUCAAAGGAGCUGAAACACUUUGAGCUCGGUCCUUGUUUUAGGAGACUUGUAGCGGAUAUUGCAACGUAGUUUUCUUCAAAUCUGCUCUACAUUGAUAUAUGGGGAAUUUUGAUUGAUUGUCAACUAUGUGAUCUCGAUCAAAGACAUACAUUCCAAAUUUGUAGUUUCUGACAUAGAAUCCUUAAUAUAUUUGAUAGAGAAAGUGAAAAACGAAAAUAAAGUUACAUCUAGUUUUUCAGGUCUGUCUGUCAGUUUUGUUUCAUUAAGCAAAUGAAAUGUUUAGCAAUUCUGAAUCAUUCAUUUUCCACGGUCCUACUUUCAACUUUACCAACUUCACCUUUUCUUUUUUAGUAAGAGGUGUACGCAGUACGCUUCCAUGUUCUUUGAACGGUAUGAGAUGUUUUGAUGUCAUUGUUGGGAUUUUAGUAGUUGUGUGAAUUGUUUACUCU
Messenger RNA from Arachis ipaensis, 1376 nucleotides. RefSeq names its product 3-dehydrosphinganine reductase TSC10A. The record is from RefSeq and is a predicted model, not a curated record. Gene Ontology annotation, biological process: sphingolipid biosynthetic process. Gene Ontology annotation, molecular function: 3-dehydrosphinganine reductase activity. NCBI's taxonomy places the organism in Eukaryota, Viridiplantae, Streptophyta, Magnoliopsida, Fabales, Fabaceae. Gene Ontology annotation, cellular component: endoplasmic reticulum membrane.